AUGACGGCGGCGCUGCCCUGCCUGGCGCUGGCGCUGCUGUGCGCGCUGCGCGCCGCGGCCGAGGUGCCCGUGCAGCCGGGCUUUGACACCCAGAAGUUCGCAGGGAAAUGGCAUUUUGCAGCCACUGUUUCCAACUGCUCCGUGUACCUGAAGAUGAAGGAUGGGAUGAAGUCACCCAUCGCCACCAUCAGCUUCACACCAGAGGGGAACCUGGCUAUGAAGCUUGCCUGGCCCCUGCCGGACAGAUGCCAGAGGUUGGAGCUGCUCUUCCAGCGGAGCGGUCAGGCAGGACACUACACAGGUAUGGGCGCACAAGAGAAGAGGGAGCUGCGUGUGAUGGAGACGGACUACAGCCACUACGCCAUCGUGCACGAGACCCAGCACAGGGAGGAGCAGCCCAGCACCAUGCUGCAGCUCCUCACAAGGGAGCAGGAUGUGAGCCCCCUGCUCCUGCAGAAGUUUGAAGAGCUCAUCCCUGCUGUGGGGCUGACCAAGGCCAUGCUGGCUGUGCUGCCCAAGUCGGAUCAGUGCACCGCAGCCAUCAGGUGA
Messenger RNA from Melopsittacus undulatus (budgerigar), 549 nucleotides. RefSeq names its product lipocalin-15-like. NCBI's taxonomy places the organism in Eukaryota, Metazoa, Chordata, Aves, Psittaciformes, Psittaculidae. The transcript is spliced from 6 exons. The record is from RefSeq and is a predicted model, not a curated record. Bases 1 to 549 code for a protein of 182 amino acids. Gene Ontology annotation, molecular function: small molecule binding.